GUGGAAAGGAAAGGAAAGGAGAGGAGAGGAGAGGGAACUUCCUUGGAGAGCUGCAGAGGAAAGGGCUGGCUGUUGCUGCAAAGCAAAGCAAAGCAAAGCAAAGCAAAGCAAAGCAAGGGCCUUUCUUCCUAGUGCCUGGCUUGGCUUCCCACCCCACAAGUGGACCCCCAUUGCGGUUUUAAUCCAGAGUAACAACCUCCACAACAUCCUCUUCUUCUGCUUCUGCUGCUUCCUGCCUGGUUGGACUGAGCAAGCUAUAAUAAUUGCUACCAGCAUGUUAGCACUGUCUGACAUAGCUGUAAACAUGACUUGACAUCUUAAAAAUUGCAUUCAUGGCCAUUGGAUGAUCGAGCAAAUCAUGGAGCUGAAAGUAUGGGUCGAUGGAGUCCAGAGGAUCGUUUGUGGUGUCACUGAAGUUACCACUUGUCAGGAAGUUGUUAUAGCUCUUGCUCAAGCUAUAGGUCGUACAGGAAGGUAUACCUUAAUAGAGAAAUGGAGAGACACAGAGAGGCACCUGGCACCUCAUGAAAAUCCUAUUAUUUCCUUGAACAAAUGGGGACAAUAUGCAAGUGAUGUGCAGCUAGUAUUACGGCGUACUGGGCCAUCCCUCAGCGAGAGGCCAACUUCAGACAGUGUUGCUCGGAUACCAGAAAGAACUUUGUAUCGUCAGAGCUUGCCUCCAUUAGCCAAGCUAAGACCUCAGAAUGACAAGUCAAUAAAAAGGCGGGAACCCAAAAGGAAAUCUUUGACUUUCACAGGAGGGGCGAAAGGAUUAAUGGACAUUUUUGGGAAAGGAAAAGAAUCUGAAUUCAAGCAAAAAGUUUUGAACUGCAAGACGACAGCUGAUGAGUUGAAGAAACUGAUCCACCUCCAGACAGAAAAGCUGCAGUCUAUUGAGAAACAGCUGGAUUCAAAUGAUGCUGAGAUCAAAUACUGGGAGCAGAGGUUCAGUUACAGCCUGGAAGAUGAAAUUGUCAGACUGGAGCAGAAGAUCAAAAGGAACGAGGUUGAGAUUGAGGAGGAGGAAUUCUGGGAAAAUGAGCUCCAGAUUGAGCAAGAAAAUGAGAAGCAACUGAAGGAGCAGCUUCAAGAGAUCAGACAAAGGAUUUUGGACUGUGAAAACAAACUGAAGGAGUAUAUAGCCCAGAUUCGUGGCAUGGAAAGUGGCCUUGAGGCUGAAAAGUUACAUCGGGAAGUGGAGGAGUCAAAAGUAAAUGAAGAAGAAGUCAAAGGGAAGAUUGAAAAAGUCAAGGGGGAAAUUGAUAUUCAGGGACAGCAAAGUCUGAGGCUGGAAAAUGGUAUUAAAGCCGUGGAGAGGUCUUUGGGCCAGGCCACCAAAAGGUUACAGGAGAGAGAACAGGAACUAGAGCAGCUGACAAAAGAGUUGCGGCAAGUCAAUCUCCAACAGUUUAUCCAGCAAACAGGGACGAAGGUCACUGUGCUGCCUGCAGAACCAACAGAAUUAGAGGCUUCGCACACAGAGAUUGAAAGGGAAACAACCUUUCAGACUGGAUCCUUGAAACGCCCCAGUUCAUCAAGACAGCUGCCCAGUAAUCUUCGGAUCCUGCAGAACCCACUGUCUUCUGGUUUUAACCCAGAGGGCAUUUAUGUAUAACACUAUAUACCUCUUCUUGAGAAGACCUAUAAAAGGUACCAAGGACCAUAUACGUUCCCUCCUUGUGCAUCUGUUCUCCCAGUGAUGUGUGGAGGGAAGGAGAAGAACUUCCUUUCUGAAGCCAACAAGUGUUGGUGUUUUGUUUUUUAAUGAGAUUUAACGAACCAACUUUGAUUCCUGCCUCCUGCACUAAUGAUAUGAAGAACUAAAGGAACUGUAGAGGCACACUUUAGCAAUGUUGCAAUUGCUGCCAAACAGCUAUGGUGCAAAUAGCUUCAUUUUCUAAAUGCUAUUUCUGAAGAAUUUGGAGAAGUAUUAUUCCACUGCAGGCUCAAAAUGACUGACUAGAGUGCAAGAAACUGUGUGGAAAUUAAUUAGGGUUUAAUUUAUUCCAUUUAAUCAGUGGAUGUGUGAAUGUUGAUGUAUACAAUUUUACCAGUGCUUCUUGCCUAAAGAGCAGGACUACAUGUUAAGCCUACCAGGACUACUGCCUAAAAUACCACCCUUUGUUAGGUACUCCUUUUAUCUACUCACACAUGAAAAUUCAUGUAACUCCUUGAUGUGAGUUCCCACUUCCCACUUCUUUCUACCAUCAUUUUUCACUUCCCUGCCAGCAAUCCCUGGUUGGUUAGGUCAUAGCAUGGGGUAAAUCAAUGAUUCCCAGACUCUGGUCCUCGAAGUGUUUUGGUCUUCAGUUUGCAGAAGCCUCAGCUGUCUUGAUCAAUGGUCUGGGAUUAUAGGAGCUGAACUCCAAAACAUCUGGAAGGUCAGAGUUUGGGAAUUAUGGGGGUAAAUGAUGAUAGCUCUACUGGGGAAUGACAACUCCACAUGGAUGCCAUUUUCAGUAGCUAUCCUGUGCUGGGCUUAAUUUGUAAUUCUACAUUAACAAGAUCAUAUUUGUAGCCUGAAGAAAGUAAGAGUGUGGCUGUGGUUACAGGUGUGUGUAUGUUUGAGGGGGGAAGAGUGAGUGUGAAUGGGCAUGUGCAAGAGUGAGUAUGAGCACAGAAACAACAAUGUACAUCACUACAGUGGCUCACAGUAACAAAGUGUUGUUAAGGAUGAAAGGUGCUGAGUCUUUAAAACAGUCCCUUGAUAUUUUUGUUCUGUUGCAAGUUUCGUUGUGUUAGGGCCAUUGCAGGAUUUUUACAAUCAGUGGCUUAUCCCAUCAAAGGUCUGCUGGGACUUAAUCCUCACUUGGUAAGGAUGUGUUUAGUAUUUGAUAGAAGAUCUUUUAGUUAAACAAUGGUUUAUUAUAUGAAAUUUAUAUUUGAGAUAUUUUGUCACAAUAAAUAUGCUUAUCAAGGAACAAAACACUAUAUUUUCAGUCAAGUGUCUUGCCAAAGGAGUUCAUCACUGGGUUUUGGUUUUUGUCUAGCAGGGUGUUGGGUUGGGUUUUUUUUUCAUGAUAGCUUUCUUGUAUGGUAGUCAGCUUUUCCAAUAAAGACACAGACUUUCAGUUUAAUGCUGACCUGCACUACUUGUGACUCACUAAGCCAAACACAACCUUCAAGCCAUAUCUGGUUGACCUGCUAGCGCUUGGCAACUCUUUUGUUGCAGUAUCAGGCAGGCAAGAAAAAUGCAAGGUUAUCAAGCCAUGUGGUGGUCUCUGCCACAUGCAGAUGGUGGAGCAUGUUCACCUUUUGGGGCAUGACAACAUGUCUGAUGACUUGCUUAUAGCAUGAAAUAGUAUUUCAUUUUUUAAAAGUUAUGUAAAUGCUUGCAAGCUUAUUUCUGAUCAAUUUGUUAUGCAAAACGGUCUGAAGAAGUGGUUCCCUUUUUACAGAAAGGGAGCUCAGUAAUUUAUAAAAUAACUUUUGUCACCAAAUGCAACCCAAAAUGAUAAAGUAGAUUUAGAGAAGAUUGCAUGCCCCAGAGACGUAGGAGUAAGCGCAUGAAUCAUUGUUCAUGGCAAGAUUUAAUUAGGUAAUUUGGAUCGCUGAACAUUUGACUGACAUGUCCAAAACUUUAAUGAGCACAGUGAUUCCCUGAAUCUUAAGAUAUUACAAACUUCCAACCAGAAUCUAGGCCUCAUCUGUAGUAUUUUAAUUGGCCAGUGUGAGAGCUGAUAGCCACCAGACACGUGGUGGGCUUUAGUAUUUCAGUGGGGUAAUAUAUGGACAUUGCUGGCAUUAUUUUCGGAUUUGGCUCUGCAAACAGAUUAGCAUUUGCUCCAAUUAAAAUGAUAAUUUUAAGCCAGAGGUCAGUUCCUCCAAGUACAUUCACUUAGUGACCAGUGAAUUACUUGCAGACUAUGGCCUAAAUUCAGUUGUUUGUCCCUAACAGAAUGGACCAGUUCAAUCAGUGGAACUUUCAUCAAUGUUGAUUGGGAGAUAUUCCUCUUGCUGAGUAAUGCUAACUUAUAGUUUCCAAUUUCAGUCUUACUGAAAUGGGAGUUCAGCAUGUGCUUCAAUGCUUAAAUGCCAUUUAUUUCAAUGAGAGUUAAGAGGUGGGAUGUUAUGGAUUAUGCCCAUGGGCAAAAAGUCAACAGAGUUCUUCAGUGGUUUGCAGUAUCAAAUUCUUUGAGCAGGGAGUUGCCAAAAGGCAAUUUAUAGUUAUCUAAAUACCCAUUUAUUCACACAAAGCAGGAAACAUAAAAGGCAUUGCUUUUUAAAUUUAUUUUUACAAAUAGAAUAUACCACCCCUAAUUUGCUUAAUGUGUAUGCAGAUCCAAAUUGAAAUUUCCAUUACAAUUGAAGAAUAUUCCUCUUUUACAGCUAUUAAUAUGAGUAACAUUCAGUUCCAGGUUGAAUGAAACUGUAAGAUAAAUGCAACAAUUUUUUCUAUAGGAAUGUUGUUUUGCCAAGUAAGCCUCAGGACUAGUAUAUAUGUAAGCGUCUUAUACGAAUUGCAGGUUUUCACACAUCCACAUCAACAGUUAAUUGUCUUCACUUUCCUACGCAAAUUUGCAUUUAUUCACAUCCAUGUGAUGCAGACAGAUGGCUUCACUUUUGAUAAUGCACGUUUAUACCAAUUUCCACAGAUACUCCAAUAAAAAAAUGCAAAUACUUUUUCUGCAAAGUUUAAGGAGUUUUUCAGUUGGGGUGCAAAAAUCCCCAAAUCCUGUGUGGCUCGCAUUCCAUUCAACUGGAAUGAGGGGGGUUUUUAAUUGUGUAGACAACCCUCAGCCAAUAUAAAAGAAAUUUGUAGGAAAGAAGAGGCAAUUUCUUUCUUUUUUUCCUGCCCACAAUUGAUACAGUAGUCUGUAUUAUCCUGCUUCUGCAGUUCCUCCCCCAGCAUCUUGGCCAUAUUGGCUGUGGAUGAGACCAGAUGUAAUCCCAACAUCUUGAGGAGCACCAAGCUAGGAAAAGCUAUCACAUGGUUUUCACUAGUAAAGAGAAGUUGAUUUGGUGUCAUUUAUAUUUGGAGUACCCUUCAAAGAACGCGAUGGAACAUGCACCAGUUUGAAUGGUGUGUGGUACAUAAAUUAUUGGAGCAUAUCUGCCUUUCUUGCUGGAUUUAAUAAAAAAGCACAUUUUACUUUUGUAAAGUUUAAACCUGUGUUUGCAUAGGGCAGCAGGAGCAUUUUCAUAGCAUGGCAAUGGCAGCUCUGAUACUGGAGAAUCCCUUUGAAAAAAAGAAUUAAUACCAAGGCCUUUAAUGCAUUUGUGAACUUUGUGUGUUCAUCCACAUGCGUAACUGAGAAGUGCCCAUCAGCUAGUCCUGUUCCAUUUUGCCCCAGGAGUUGUUCAAGAGAACACUCCUCAGGAAGCCUGGAUGUGAUCAUCUGAACUUCUAAAGAUUGCUUUUUAAUUUUUAUAUUGUGCUGACUGAGAUGGAAGAGGAAUGUUUCAGCAUUGCACUUUCUAUUGUACAAAAAAAAUAUUUUUGAGAGGUAGGAUGUUAGACAAAGGUUUUUGCUUCCACUUGCAACUGCUCAACUCUUAGCAUGGCUUCAUCUUGAGAGCCUCUCUUGAUAGUGUGUUCCUGAGAUGACUGGAAUGACCUCAGUCCACAAGACCUUGUUUGAAUCAUGCCCUGAAACAGACAUGUGCUUUGUGAAUAAGAAUAAAUGGGUUUUCAGAAAAACUUGAAGUACCCUUCAGAGAAGCAUGCCCUGAGAGUAUAUGCUUUAUUUUUAUACUACCUAUGUUAAAUUUGGGAAAUGCUUCCAGAUACUAUUGGACUGCAGCAUACCCAAAUGGAACAUAGCAAAUGGGCAGAAUUUAUGGGAGUUGUAGACCAGCAGUAUCUGCUAUGCCACCUGCUCUCUACCUCAUUCUUCCCCAACCUGAUGCCCUACAGAUAUGUUGGACUACAAGUCCAGUGGCCAUGGUGGCUACAGGUGGUAGAUAUCAUUGCCCAACAGGGUCAACAUGAGUCGAGGUAUACUCAAGGGUAGUUAACAACAACACUGAAGAGCAUGACGUUGGGGAUGGUCGGUCUGCAUCUUGCGAGCCACCUAGCAGGUUUUUUAAAAGGUUCCGUAGACUGCAGUUAAAAGGGCAGAGAGACAGUUCUUCAGGCAUGUCAGUUACACAGCAAGGAGCCUGAGGUUUACAGGCCCAUCCCUCUCUGUGCAGAUAACUCUGAAUAGGAAUGGAGAGUAUAAGAACAUGGGUGCCAGUAAAAGCUAGCCUUCCAACUCUUCCAUCCCACUAAAUAGAUUGUACAAGUGCAAGUGCUGAACAUGCCACUGCCUUGUUCUCAUAAAAGGUAACAUGAUCAGUGAUGGAGGAAAAGGAGAAAAGGAACCUGAAUGUGAACCAGCUCCAAGUGAAAGCAGAUCGUGACUUAAGCUUAUAAUCAAGGGUAAGGGACCUUUGACACUCCAGAUCAGAGGAGAUGUUUUGGACUUGGGGAUUUUAAUUCCCUUCAGCUGAACCCAGCUUGACCAACAAUGAAGGAUUGUAAGAGUUGUUACCUAAAACAUCUGGAAGACCAAAGGUUCCCUGCCUCAUCCUUUAUAUCUUUGCAGAUGUGGUUGCACAGGUACAAGGCACUUGUGUGUCUUAAAAUAUAUGCAGUGUUUUGAAAGAUGAAUAAAUAUGUAGGAGACUUGAUGACAAGGUCAAUGAGCUUGGAAAAUGUUCACUAUUCAUCAGUCAAUCUGUUCAUCAAAGUAGCUAGGCUUCUCUGCAUUUGCAUGCCUUUGAAGGACAAUAGUAUCUUUCAAGAGGACAUUAGUCUUCUUAGUAUGUAUUCAGAAACAAUUUGCUUUGCAGCUUGCAGCCCUGCUAUUGCACAUUGGGUAGUUGAGAGAGUGACCCCUUCUGGGUUUUCCCCCAGAACUCUCAAAGAGGUAGACAAAUUCCCAGUGUACUUGACUUUAUGUGAAUUGGGCCUUAAUUAUCCAUGUAAAUAGCAAAAAUUGUAUUCCGAUUUAUUUUCCGUUAUUGAAUUAAUUCUGUGGUAUAUAUUUUUUAAAAGUGUCAAAAGUGUUACUUUUAUAAUCUAGCUUUUUUUUUAGACCAUUGAUUCAUGCACGUUUAUUCUAUUUGUUACAGUAUUCUAAUGUUUUGAAUGAAGGCCAUCAACUGUAUGGAGAUGACAAAACAAAUAAUUCUGUCAGUUUAUUUAUUCGGGAUUUUUUUUUCUGCUUUACUUUUUUGAAAUAAAGUUUCCAUUGCCAGUACA
This is a messenger RNA of Sceloporus undulatus (fence lizard), 7189 nucleotides long. RefSeq names its product ras association domain-containing protein 8. The transcript has 5 exons. Gene Ontology annotation, biological process: signal transduction. The record is from RefSeq and is a predicted model, not a curated record. Lineage: Eukaryota; Metazoa; Chordata; Lepidosauria; Squamata; Phrynosomatidae. Bases 344 to 1615 code for a protein of 423 amino acids.